Molecule: messenger RNA, 2003 nt
Organism: Calypte anna (Anna's hummingbird)
Lineage: Eukaryota; Metazoa; Chordata; Aves; Apodiformes; Trochilidae
Gene: TNFAIP8
Product: TNF alpha induced protein 8
Exons: 2
Coding region: 140-736 (198 amino acids)
Biological process (GO): regulation of apoptotic process
Cellular component (GO): cytoplasm
Molecular function (GO): cysteine-type endopeptidase inhibitor activity involved in apoptotic process
Source: RefSeq, a predicted model, not a curated record
UUAAAAUCCCAACCCUCUCGUCUUCUUUCCCUUUUUCUUUUUCUUUUCUUUUUUUCUUUUUUUUGAGAAGUUGACUUGCCGCUGCUUCUCAGUGGGCACAUCAGCUGUAAUCUGGUCCCCAGUGCCUGUCGCUGACACCAUGAGUUUGGAGGCUGAUGACCCCAAGGAAGUGGCCACAGAUGUAUUCAACUCGAAAAGUCUGGCCAUUCAGGCACAGAAGAAGAUCCUUGGAAAAAUGGUGUCCAAAUCUAUUGCAACCACUUUGAUUGAUGAUACAAGCAGUGAUGUUUUAGAUGAGCUCUACAGAGUGACCAAGGAAUAUACACAAAAUAAAAAGGAAGCAGAGAAAAUAAUCAAAAAUCUCAUUAAAAUAGUCCUCAAAUUGGCAAUUCUCUACAGGAACAACCAGUUCAAUCAGGAUGAAAUAGCACUGAUGGAGAAAUUCAAGAAGAAAGUUCAUCAGCUGGCUAAGACCGUGGUCAGUUUCCAUCAGGUGGAUUAUACCUUCGACAGGAAUUUUUUGUCCAAAUUGUUAAAUGAUUGUAGAGAGCUUCUUCAUGAAAUCAUUCAGCGUCACCUAACUGCAAAGUCACAUGGACGUGUCAACAAUGUCUUUGAUCACUUCUCUGAUUGUGAAUUUUUGGCUGCCUUGUACAAUCCCUUUGGACCUUUUAAACUCCAUUUGCAGAAACUUUGUGAUGGUGUCAACAAAAUGCUAGAUGAGGGGAACAUAUAAGUACUUGUAUUAAAGUUGAUUAUGCAUUAUUUGUAGAUGGAACACUGAUGAUUUAUGAAGGAAUAAGGGAGCAUGCAAAAAGGUUUUUUUACAGUAUGUCAGAUUUUUCCAUAAUAUCUCCAUUAAACUAAUUCUCCUUGAUGAGUUAUCUGUUGCUAUUCAUAGUACAUCUGGAAGAAAGACUGCACAUGACUUUUUUUACUGUGCUUUGCCUAUGGAAACAGGGGGAUAAAGACAAUAAACAGAACAGUCCCAGUAGAGUAGAAGUCUUGCAAAGAUAGAUAUACAGCCCAGUAUGCUGUCAGAUAAUUCACAUCUUUCAUAGUUUUACAGAAUUAUUUCUAACCUAUCAGAGUCCACAGACUAUGAUGGUGAUGGUAGAAUUUCUUUCACUUGUAAAAUACAUAUAUUUGAUUCAUUUAUAGUACUUCAUGCUCUCUGCACAGAUCACAGCUUCCUUGUUAUGCCCUUAUGAAGCAUUCAGUUUUAAAUAUCAGUGAUUCUGUCAUGUAGAGUCUUAACAAGCUUGUUCAUCUCCAGCUCAGUGGUGGAAACUUUCUGUCUGCAAGGCUUUCUGUCUGUAUAGAUCCUGAUAGACCCGCACAAAUGCUUGCUUCCUUUGAUUACAUGGGGAUUAUUUGAGGAAUAAGCUACAGUAACAUAGCCUUACUGGGGAAGAGUAUUCUCUAGAAACCUCCUGCGGUACAUAAUUUAACUACGCCUACAAUAAGGUAAAACAUAGUGACUUACGUGUGCAAUUCCUUAGGAUACUUAGAAUUCUGCUAAUAGGUCGCAAUUCUGUCUAAAAUUGUGUGAGUCUGUAUAUCUUAUACACUAGGCUGAUGUGUAUGAUGAUGUGAAUUCAAAAAGCUUGAUGAUUUGGUAGUAAAUUCCAAGCCAGUUUGCUUUGUGUACAAUGAAACUAGAAAUAGAAAUUAGUUUUAUCAUUGUGUUAUAUACUAUUUAACUAGUGGAAAAAUGGAAUCUUGAAUAAAUUCUUUUUUUCUUCUUUUCUCCCUUCCUGCUCUUCACCCUUCUUUUUCUCCUUCAUCUUCUCUCUGCCUUAUAAUCGGGGGAUAAAAAAUGUGACUUUCUAGACACUGUAAUGUACUUAAAAGUAAGAAGUUAAUACAUUUCAAAUACCUAAAGACUUUUUUGUUAGGAUGCAUAUAAAGAAUUUGCUGUUUAUUUAAUUGCUAUUGUUUUUGCUGUUUGCUGUGUCCUUUUGUUUUAAUGAGUAAACCAAAGAAUAUUUGCACUCCUAACU